GAGAAGUAGAAAAACGAUCUGCUCCUAAAGCUCUCUCUGGAGAUGAUGUUUUAAACCAGUUGUCCAGUUUGGAAGACGUGAAAUUUGGUAAGACCAAAAAAAAAACAAAAAUACGAAAAAAGUAAAGGGAUUCAUAACUGGAGGAAGAAGAGCAUUUUUUUCAAACUUCCUUACUGGAAAAAUAAUUUAAUACGCCACAAUUUAGAUGUGAUGCAUAUUGAAAAAAAUGUUUGUGAUAAUAUCAUUGGGACAUUAUUAGAUAUAUAAGGAAAGGCAAAAGAUAAUUUGAAUGCUAGUCGUGAUUUGAAGGAAAUGGGUAUAAGGAAAGAUUUGCACGCAACUCAAAAGGAUGGAAAAUGGUAUUAUCCAGCGGCAUGCUAUUCUUUAUCACCAGAUGAGAAGUCUAAAGUAUGCAAGUUCUUGAAAAUGGUUAAGGUUCCAGAUGGUUAUUCUUCCAAUGUAUCACGGUGGGUGAAGUUAAAGGAUCGUAAAGUUUAUGGAAUGAAGAGUCACGAUUCUCAUAUUCUGUUGGAACAGUUGCUUCCUCUUGCAAUUCGCGGAGUCGUGCCAAACAAUGUCUAUGAUGCUAUCACCGAGUUAAGUAUUUUCUUCAGAGAGUUGUGUUCAAAAACAUUAAGGGUUGAUGUUUUGGAUCAACUUGCAGCUCAAAUUCCAAUAACAUUAUCCAAAUUAGAAAAAAUAUUUCUACCAACAUUUUUUGACGUUAUGGUGCACUUGGUCAUUCAUCUCCCAACAGAAGCUAAGGUUGCUGGACCUGUACAAAACAAGUGGAUGUACCCAAUGGAGCGAUUAAUGGGCAAAUGGAAAUGUUACGUUCGUAAUAGAAAUCAGCCUGAAGGAUCUAUUGCAGAGGGGUAUAUUGUUGAAGAAAGUCUAAUAUUUUGUUCAAGAUAUUUACAUUGUGGCGCGAAUGGAUAUAAUCGAAUGGACAAAAAUUACGAAGGUGAUCAUGUUGAGUCAUACAGUGGAUUAUCAAUAUUUGAACAAAAGGGUUGUCCGUUAUUAAGAGAUACAUCCAAAAAUCUUGAAGAGUUUGAGCAAAAACAAGCUCAUCUUUAUGUCUUGAGAAAUUGUGAAGAAGUUCAACCAUUUCUACGAGAGUAUGAGCAGAACAAUCGGGACAUGAACUUCGAUGAUUGGUUUUCCAAUCGAAUUGUACAAAUGCGCAGAGAAGGGAAUUCACUUGCAAGUUGUGAAUUGUAUUCUUUGGCUAGAGGCCCUUUUAAUGGAGUUCAAAGAUUCAAGGGUUAUGAAAUAAAUGGUUUCAGGUUUCACACUAAACUACUUGAGGAAAAUAGGGUGAAGCAAAAUAGUGGGGUUUUAGUAAGAGGAGUAGUGAAUGGUCAAAAUAUUAAUUACUAUGGUGUUCUAACUGAAAUAGUAGAACUUCAAUACUUCAAAAGUAAGCGGGUUGUUUUGUUUAAAUGUGACUGGUGGGACGUUGAUCACAUAGGAAGAGGAGUGAAAAUAGAUAAACAUGGUGUUGUUAGUGUCAAUACUAAGCGAAAACUAGCAACAAAUGAACCAUUUGUGCUUGCAUCUUAAGCAGAACAAGUUUUUUAUAUCAAGGAUAAUCUUCAUCCAAAUUGGUCAAUUGUCUUGAGUGGUCAUUCUACUUAUUUUACUGGAGCUGUUGUAGGUGAAGAUACUUUUCAACAAGAUGCUUGUAAUGAUUUCUUGUGUACAUUUGAGGAAGAUGAAGACUUUAUAAACUGGGGAAGAAAUAAUCUUGAUGUUAUCAGCACUGAUGUUGCUUUAGCUGAUGAUAUUAUUGACGACAUCGAAUCGGAGCCUGAAACCGAUGAUGAAGAUUUGUUAUUGUGAACAUUUGAAAAUCUUAUAUGGAUAUGGCUUAUACUAAAUUGAUGUUAACAAGUUAACUUAUUUCUUGAGGGAUGAUGUUUAUUUCUUUAUUAUAUUGAGUUAUUCUGAUUGAAUAUGAGUUAAUAUUUAGUAAUGUUGAGUUGAUAAUUUUGAUUGGAUUGAGUUGAAAUGUUAUUUUCUACCGGGUGUAUGUUGAUGGAUU
Molecule: messenger RNA, 2047 nt
Organism: Lycium barbarum (goji berry)
Lineage: Eukaryota; Viridiplantae; Streptophyta; Magnoliopsida; Solanales; Solanaceae
Exons: 4
Coding region: 313-1566 (417 amino acids)
Source: RefSeq, a predicted model, not a curated record